Messenger RNA from Fusarium coffeatum, 1146 nucleotides. RefSeq lists its product as uncharacterized. Gene Ontology annotation, biological process: branched-chain amino acid metabolic process. NCBI's taxonomy places the organism in Eukaryota, Fungi, Ascomycota, Sordariomycetes, Hypocreales, Nectriaceae. Bases 1 to 1146 code for a protein of 381 amino acids. The record is from RefSeq and is a predicted model, not a curated record. The transcript has 2 exons. Gene Ontology annotation, molecular function: branched-chain-amino-acid:2-oxoglutarate transaminase activity.
AUGUCUACCUUUCCUCCUCCCCCGGUUAACACAAUCGACUGGUCAAACGUCGGCUUCAAAGUCCGGGAAGUCAACGGCCAUGUCGAAGCAACUUACUCUCGAAGCACCGGCAAAUGGACACCCCUUCGUUUCGUCGCAGAUCCCUUCAUGCGUAUCCACGGCAUGGCUCCCGCUUUAAACUACGGCCAACAAGCCUACGAAGGCCUCAAAGCAUUCCGUACCCCCAACGAUGCAGGAAUCACCAUCUUCCGACCCGAUCGUAACGCGAAACGGCUCCAGCAUUCUGCAGAGGUCGUCUCCAUGCCGCCUGUCCCCGAAGAUCUGUUCAUUCAGGCUGUUAAAGCUGCUGUUGCGCUGAACGCGGAAUAUGUUCCUCCCCACGAGACAGGCGCGGCGCUGUAUAUUCGUCCCCAGCUUUACGGAUCUAGCGCACAGCUUGGCUUGUCGCCGCCGGAUGAGUAUAUCUUUGCGGUGUUUGUCAUUCCUACGGGUGUGUACCACGGUGCUCAUCCCGUGAAGGCUCUUAUUUUGGAAGACUUCGAUCGUGCGGCGCCGAAUGGUACGGGAAAUGCCAAGGUGGGUGGAAACUAUGCUCCUGUGCUGCGAUGGAGUGAUAAGGCGCGUGAUGAAGGUUAUGGUAUCACGCUGCACUUGGAUAGUGUGCGUCACGAGGAGAUUGACGAGUUCAGCACGAGUGGAUUCAUCGGUGUUAAAGUGAAUGGUGGUGAGACUACGCUUUCUGUGCCGGAUAGCAAGAAUGUCAUCGACAGUGUGACAAGCGACAGUAUCCAAGAGCUUGGACGCAGUUACGGCUGGAAAGUUGAGAAGCGCGCAAUCAAGUACUCUGAACUGUCCGAGUUCAGUGAAGUUUUCGCAGCGGGUACUGCGGCUGCGCUUGUGCCUAUUCGAUCUAUUACGAGACGAGUUGGUGGUAAGGAGGAGGUUGCGACGUAUAUUCAGGAUGGGAAUGAGGAGCCUGGUCCGUUGUUUGAGAAGUUGCUUAAGCAUUUGCAGGAUGUUCAGCUUGGACGGGCGGAGGAUGCUUUUGGAUGGAGAGUUGAUGUUGGGGCUGGGGAUAGGGAUAUUGAGGGGAGGCCUGUUGGAGGGUAUGGGGAUGCUACGCCGCCUGUUGAUCAGAUGGAUUAG